Messenger RNA from Maniola jurtina (meadow brown), 1399 nucleotides. Its product is annotated as lysosome-associated membrane glycoprotein 1-like. Lineage: Eukaryota; Metazoa; Arthropoda; Insecta; Lepidoptera; Nymphalidae. The record is from RefSeq and is a predicted model, not a curated record. Bases 140 to 1174 code for a protein of 344 amino acids. The transcript is spliced from 6 exons. Gene Ontology annotation, cellular component: membrane.
CAGCAGCUGUCUCAUCAUAAAAAAAUUCAUUGACAUUUCUCGUCAAAUCUUACAAAAUCAUUUUAUUUGCAACGUACUAGUGAGAUUGUUCGCGAAACCACGUUAAAUUACAAUCUAAUCGCAUUUUCUUUAUCUCAAAAUGGCACGGUUAAGGUUUUAUUUAUUCGCGGCAGUGUUUUGCAGUUUAACGAUACUAGGUCAAGGCAACGUGACAGAUGUGUUGCCAGUAACAAUCACAGUUCCCACACCAAGCCCUACAGAACCUAGCACAACCACAGAGAAACCAGACACCACUACGGUCAUAACUACACCAGAAUCUGUCACCAAGCAUAAGACAACCACUACGGAGAAGCCAACUACCACUUCCACAACUUCAACCACAACCACAACUACAACGACUACACCUGCUCCCCCAACCCCUACUCCAGCACCUACCCCAGCCCCUACCCCUGCCCCUACUCCUGCCCCUACCCCAGCACCUACCCCUACCCCAGCCCCAGGUCCAAUACCAGCCCCUAAACAAGGCAAAUGGAUGUACAAGGACAACAAGAAUGUGACCUGCAUUGUCGUCGAGUUUGCAGCACAGUUGAACGUCACAUACACCAAGGCUGCAAAUUCCUCUCUCCAGUACUUCGUAGUGAACGUGCCACCAAAUGCCACAGUCGUUGACGGCAACUGCAACGGCACGGAGCAAUGGCUGACCCUGAGCUGGGCGGCGAAGAACGAAACCGUUAAUGUCACCUACAACAACAUGGUUCUGUUCUUCCACCAGAACGCGACCACCAAGAUGUACUCGCUCAAAUACUUGAACAUCUCUCUGUCACCGGAAAUGUUCCCCAACAGCUCGAACACGAAAGGACCCGUGGAAUUCUGGCAUGGCGUGGAAUGGACGACGCCCCUCGCUACCUCGUACCGCUGUGCGACGCCCACGCAAAUCAAUAUGACGUCAGACAUGUCCGCCGCGACCCUGACACUCUCGCAGCUUCAGGAGGAGGCCUUCAGGACGUCCCACGAUGAGACCUUCAGUGCUGCUCGCGAAUGCAGCGGCACGGACGUGCCAGACGCUGUGCCGAUAGCUGUGGGCUGCGCUCUGGGCGGUCUGGUGGUGGUGGUGCUGGUGGCCUACCUCGUGGCGCGCCGCCGCUCCGCCGCGCAGGGCUACCUCUCCAUGUAAAAGAAACGGAUGAAGGAGGGUCAACGUACGUAGACAAUUAGUGUAGGAGUAUAAAUACAUAAAUAAAUAUUAAUUUCAUUUCAUCGCAUUUAUAUACAAUACAAUAGUCAUACAUUCGCAUCAUCUUGUAUUAGUAGGUUUGCUCAAAACUUUUAUGUUGGCCACACUGUAUGUAUUAAAAAGUUUUUAGAUAGGUUCUGGAUUGACAGACGAUUAUUUUUACAU